AUGGGGAGUUGUGUAGGCAGUGAGAAGUUAGGAGAAAUAGCCAUUAGAAAUGCAUCCACUAGUGCCUACAUUUUCUCUCUCCUUCUCUCCCCCGUCAUUUCCUUCUGGGAUUGCAUCAUCCGCAGGAUGCGAUAUUCCUUCAAGCCUGAGUGGGUGUAG
Spirodela intermedia is the source of this 159-nucleotide messenger RNA. The record is from the annotation of a GenBank genome assembly. NCBI's taxonomy places the organism in Eukaryota, Viridiplantae, Streptophyta, Magnoliopsida, Alismatales, Araceae.